CUAAUGGUCAAGUGAAAAUGUUAAAUUUUUCAGAUAAACCUGAAGAACCGCCCAUUAAAUUAGUAUUAAAAGUUGGAAGCACAGAGAAGGCACCCACAGAACCAAAGGUGAAGGAACGAGACCCACCUUCUGACAUACAGAAAGUAAAAGAGCAUUCAAGUAAGAAAAAGAAGAAGAAAAGAUCAUCAUCCAAAGAUCGCAAGAAAAGAAAACAUACUGACGGUGUUGAAGAUCAAGUAUGUUUUAUUAUUAGAUAAGGGAAGAUAAGGGGGACUUCAGACAAGUGCAGUAAAAGUGUCUUGCAUAAGAAAAAGUAACUUACAUAACAAAGUAGCCAGGAUGCAUUGCAGCUCAUUAGGUAAAACAAGAUCAGUCUUCUUGAUCUAUUAAAAUUUUACAGUCUCUCCUUGACAAAUAAAUUAAUUUGGCAUUAGACAGAGCAUUGGGAUGCAGUGGUGUGCACACCUUCCACAACAUCUCACCUCCCCCCCCCCUUCCCCUUCCUCCAUCAUGAAAGUGGAUAUCAAUUAUGACUGUGCGCAUUUUUAAUUUACAACUAUACAAAUAUCAUUUGUGGAAAUAUUAGAAGGAUAGACCCCUUUUGAUUUACAACCCCUUGAUAUUCUUCUCUUUAUAUCCAAAAACUAUAAGGCAGGAUCAAUUUGUCAUUACUGACCCAUUGAGCACAAGCGCUUUUCCUUGGCAAGUAAAAUUAUCUGGUGUUAGACAGAGUAAAGUAACUAAAACUGUCUGUACCAGUGUGGGUAGUACCAAUGUGAAAAUGCUGUGCUGAGUGGUUAUAUUACUACCUUAAAAAACAAGCAGAAACUCGACGUUUCGAGCAAAGGCCCUUCGUAGUAAAUAGUAAAGUAUGGUUCAUGUUGAAAUGAAUAUAUUUACAGGGUUUUGAUUCUUCAUCCACUGUUGAAAGCAGUCAUGAAAAGCCAAAGAAAAAGGCCAAAAUUGAGGAAAGAAAAACCAGUGAUGGAAAACCUAUCAUCACAAAAAUCCAUAUCAAACCUAUUGAGCCCCCUAAGUAAGUACUCAAGAGUCUGGUAUCAGCACCGGAAUCACAGGGCCGCAGGUUCAAUUCCUGCUGAUGGAGUUAAUAGUCAACUAGACCAUGUACAAAAUAAGCCAAACAAGUAGAAAUGAGAAUUCAUAUUAUUCAUUUCAAAAUCAGUUACACACAAUAAUUCUAUUUGACUUGCUAACGAAAAAGAAUGUCAGGUCUAUAUUUAUUUUCUAUUUUGAACCCCACAUUAACCCAUUAAGCUGCGGAGCUUCCCCAUUGACAAGUAAAACUGUCUGGCGCACUGGGGUGCAUUGUGGCUCAAUGGGCUAACCACUAGACACAUUGUCAGAUUUUUUGGUUAACCCAUUAAGCUGUGGGGCUUCCCAAUUGACGAGUAAAAUUGUCUGGCAUUAGACGAUUAAAAAGAUAAGUAGGGUGCACUGGGGCGCAUUGCAGCUCAAUGGGUUAACACCCAACACUUUCCCCAGGGCUAUUGUAUGCAUUUAUUAACCAUUCUGAAUCCUUACUACUUUUCAAUGUUGUUCUAUAGAAUAAGGGAACACAAAAGACCCAAACCCCAAGGUAUGUAUAAUAGUGGCUAAAGCAACCAGCACAAUCAUAUAAGCGCCUUUAAAAUUUUGCUUGCAAAACAUCAAUAAUUCCCUCCCUUCUAUGACGAUGCACACAUGAGGCAUCAUUUCACUUGACGACUUCUGGCUUUAGGCCGGGUGAAAUAAUAAGGUAUGGAGCAUUUGGGAACAUUGUGCACAGCUUAAUGUAAUAAUUUUGUUAUUACAACUUGUAGACUUUCAUGACAAGGAACCAUCUCCAGUGCUAUUGUUUCUGGCAAAUCUUCAUCAAACACUACAGAGGUAAUGGUAUAAUGCCUGUGAUACUCUUUUAAACUAUGUUGUACUUAUUAUUGAUUUCUGGUCACAAAGAGUGAUUCUCAAGUUUGUUGUGAAUAUUCCCAAUUACAUUGCUAAAUUUGGAAUAUUAGACAUAGAGCUUGCAAAGCCAACUCCGCAAGUUGCUUGACACCCAUGUUGUAAAUAGUACAUGAAAUAAGACAUGUACAUGAAUAUUUUUUUAGGAAAGAUGUCAAUGGAUUCUUUGCCUUCCCUGUGAAUGAUGUGAUAGCACCUGGUUACUCCAGUAUUAUUACAAAUCCAAUGGACUUCAGCACUAUGAAAUACAAGAUUGACACUCAUGUUUAUACAUCCUUGGAGGAAUUCAAAGUAAGUUCAAACAUCUGUAUUUUUUUGUGAACAGUAUGGGCAAGUGCAUGCUAAUUUAAGGCAAAGUGUUAAUAAAUAAAUAAAUAAAUCCCCUGUAAAUCUACUGUAUAUAUGCAAGUCCCCCUUUGAUAUAUGUACAGGGUGUGAUGAUUUCAGAUUUUUAGUUGUAUCUCAUAGCUUUUACUAUGUAUAAAUAUUCUCUUGAAUACAGGAUGAUUUCAAUUUGAUGUGUAACAAUGCAAUGAUCUACAAUACGGCAGAGACAAUUUACUUCAAAGCCGCUAAGAAAUUACAACAAAUGGGAGCCAAAUUAAUGAGUGUGGUAUGUAUGUAUUGUACAGUAAUGACUCGCAUCCUUGUUUGUCCGGGGCGUUAAUGCUUGUGUUCGAUUUUCCAGGAAAAAAUGCGUAGUUUAUACCGUGCUAUGGGUAUAAUUCCUCCUCAAGAUCAGUUAUCUAGCAGACAUGAAGAUGAGUUAGUUGACGUGGACACGGUGGAUGGUUCAUCAACACCACUGCUUCCCACACCGAGGAAAAAAGAAAGUAAAACAAAG
This is a messenger RNA of Paramuricea clavata, 2806 nucleotides long. The record is from the annotation of a GenBank genome assembly. NCBI's taxonomy places the organism in Eukaryota, Metazoa, Cnidaria, Anthozoa, Malacalcyonacea, Plexauridae.